AUGGAGGCGGCCGCGGGGCCCGGGCGCUGGCCCGCCACCGUGUGCGUGGUGAGCGGCGCGUCGCGGGGCUUCGGCCGCGGCCUGGCGCGCCUGCUGGCCCCGCGGCUCGGCCACGGCUCGCUGCUGCUGCUGCUGGCUCGUUCCGCCGCGCCGCUGGCCGAGCUGGCGGCAGAGCUGCGGGGACGCGGCUCCGGGCUGCGUGUGGAGUGCGUGACCGCAGACCUGGGCUGCGAGGAUGGGCUGCAGCGGGCCACCGCCGCGCUGCGGGAGCUGCUGCCCGCCGCCCCGCACGGCCGCCUGCUUCUCGUCAACAACGCCGGCUCCCUGGGGGACAUCUCCAAAUCCUUCCUGGAUCUCACCGACCCUCAUGAAAUCAACAGCUACUUUGCCUUCAACAUCACCUCCACGCUUUGCCUCACCACCACAGCCCUCAGAGCCUUUGGGGAGCGGCCUGGCUUGAGCAGGACAGUGGUGAACGUCUCCUCCCUCUGUGCCCUGAAGCCCUUCAAGAACUGGGCUCUGUACUGCAGUGGGAAGGCUGCCCGGGACAUGAUGUUCCAGGUCCUGGCACUCGAGGAGCCCGAUAUCCGUGUGCUCAGCUAUGCCCCAGGCCCUCUGGACACAGACAUGCAGCUCUUGGCCCGGACUAAGACUGGAGACCCUGAGCUGCGUCAGUCUUUACAGAGCCUGCAGGAGAGUGGGAAGCUGAUAGACUGCACUGUGUCAGCUCAGAAGCUGCUGCAUCUCCUGGAGGAAAACACCUUCCAGUCUGGUGCUCACGUGGAUUUCUAUGACAUCUGAGUUCCUCUCACCUCCACGCUUCACUUUCUUCUUCUAUCUGCUGAGCUGCAUCUUGGGGGCCUCCAGGGUGUUUGGGGACCUUGUUUGGGUCCUGGGUGCUUUGCAGCUUUCAGGAGAAGACCUCUAGGUAGCUUGUAGAUAAUCCUUGUGCCCUGAUGGGCAUAGAGGGAAGUUAUUGCUUCACUGAGCCCUCCUGGGCACACACAGGCAGGAGUGGGGAUUGCUUAGCUGCUGGGGAUGGGGGAGCACAGGUGGCUUUUCCAAGGGAAGAAGUUUCCUGUGCAGGAGAGAGUGUGAGCCAAGGAGGUACCAAGGCACAUGAGGCCAGGUCAGAAGCCACCCCAGAAGGUCCCAAAGAAGCCAAGAGUAGGGUUGGAGCUGAGUGUCCCCAUGUCUUUCCCCUGAAGGAUCUGUGUGCUCAGCACCUGAGCAAGUCACCAAAGGGCAAAAGAGCUGGGGACAGAGGAGUGGCUGUCACCCCAGAGCCCUGACUUUCUGUCCCCUCUCUCACCAGUGGCUUGUCCACACUCUCCUGCAGUUCUGGGACCAUGUCUGUGCAAGUUUGAUGCAUUAAAUCACAGAGCAAAGCCUGUUCCUGUGGGCUUUUGCACCAGGAGAGGGAGCUGGCCAUGGAGAUGUCAUUUUUGACAGGCUGGCUGGGGUCACCAGCUUACCUAAACCUGUGCCCAAGCACAGCCAGGGUUAGAGCACCUCUGAGACACAGCCCUGAGUACAUGCCGUGCUCCUGUUUGCAGGUUUUGGGUCCAAGCCUGGACUGGAGGCUUCAGCCCCUCCCAGGUUGUUCUUUUCACUGUAUAUGUGGUUUUAUCCUCACCUUUUUCAUCAGGUUCCAAGAGGCACAGGCACUUAGACUCACCCUUCUAGAAAGCAGCUGAUCUAUAGUGUGUGCUGAUACAGGAGGCUCACUUUGAAGCACAAGUGGCAUCCCCUGUGCACCCUCCAAAUGGCCAGUGUGUGUCUGUGCUCAGUGCCAGCAACCUUCCUGCAGUCCUCUGCCUCAACCCCAUAUUUCACAGGUCUGCCCAGCUGGAUCUACAGUCAAUAAAAGUUUCCUGCCUGCUUAUGUGGAUACAUUUGGGGGAGGGUGGGAGGAGAGAGCCUGGGUUGUGCAGUUUUGAUCUGGCAAGGCACCACCAUGCCCUCCUGGAGCCCUGUUCUGCCCUCUCUGAGCCAUCUCAUUAGUUCUCUGUUAAUCCUGUCAAGCUCAACCAAAAACAUCCUUCUCUAGAGCUGGUCUGCUGCUUGGUUUCAUUUUCCCUCUGUGCCUGUGAAACUUGUUGUUACUAAAGAACCCUCUGCUGCUCACUA
Molecule: messenger RNA, 2130 nt
Organism: Colius striatus (speckled mousebird)
Lineage: Eukaryota; Metazoa; Chordata; Aves; Coliiformes; Coliidae
Gene: SPR
Product: sepiapterin reductase
Exons: 3
Coding region: 1-801 (266 amino acids)
Biological process (GO): tetrahydrobiopterin biosynthetic process
Molecular function (GO): sepiapterin reductase (NADP+) activity
Source: RefSeq, a predicted model, not a curated record